Molecule: messenger RNA, 816 nt
Organism: Durusdinium trenchii
Lineage: Eukaryota; Dinophyceae; Suessiales; Symbiodiniaceae
Source: the annotation of a GenBank genome assembly
AUGCCACAUGGCGCGGAGGCACAGCUCUAUGACAUCCAGCUGCUCAGUGCCUCGGCCAAGGCCUUUGCCGCAGUGCGCGGGGACGGGCAGCUGAUCACCUGUGGCCAUCCAAGUUCCGGUGGAUGGGCCCCACCUACCGUGGUGAAGACGCUGCAUGGCCAGGUCAAGGAGAUUGCCGCCUCGGAGAAUGCCUUCGUGGCGAUUUGCCCCAGCGGCCGCGUCGUAGCCUGGGGCGACCCCGAUUCCGGCGGCGACCUGGGUGGUGCUGCUACCCAGCUGGCAGCAGCACGGGUGCGGGCGAUCACCGCGACAGACCAUGCAUUUGCUGCAUUGCUGAUGGAUGGCGGAGUCGUGGCCUGGGGGCAUAGCUAUUCUGGGGGAGAUUGCAAGUCGGUACAGAAGAAGCUGUACAACAUCUCCCAAAUUUCGGCGUCGAUGAACAGUUUCGUGGCGUUGAGAAAGGAUGGAGUCGUUGUGGCAUGGGGGAACACAGAAGUCUCCGAUCUGAGGGAUGUCGUUGAGGUCAGUGCCUCUUCAGGAGCCUUCGCUGCGUUGAAGUCUGAUGGAAGUGUGGUGACCUGGGGUACUGAGCUCUAUGGGGGCAACAGCUGUCCAGCCGAUCUGCAGCAGGUCUUGCAGGUCUGCGGUUCAGCGAGCGCCUUUGCAGCACUGACACUGAAUGGAUCCCUCAUCGCUUGGGGCCAUCCCUUUGGGGGUGGCCUGGCACCGUCGCUGCACGAUGUCUUCGCGACGUGUCCGAGAAGUGGGCCACCCUGGGCGGCGUUGAAGGAAGGACCAAUCAUCCAACGGGGGUGA